AUGGCUGUUAAGUUUUGUAUAUGGUUUAUACUGCCAAUAGCAUUGGUCUUUUGCAAUAUUGAGCCAAUUUGGGGUGCACCUCAAGUGCCAUGUUACUUUAGCUUUGGAGACUCAUUAGUUGAUAACGGCAAUAACAACAACCUAUCAACUUUGGCAAAAGUGAAUUAUCCACCUUAUGGGAUCGAUUUUCCCGAUGGUCCCACAGGCAGAUUCACCAAUGGCCGGACCAUUCUUGACAUCCUAGGUCAGCUCGUAGGAUUUGAGAACUAUAUUCCUCCAUUUGCAACAGCAACAAGUCAGGACAUCAUAAAAGGUGUCAAUUACGGUUCAGGGGCAGCUGGAAUUCGCGAUGAGACUAGCAGACAAAUGGGUGAUCGCAUCAGCUUCAACAAACAAUUGCUAAAUCAUCAAAAAGUAGUUUCAAAAAUUGCUUCUUUACUUGGAAGCCAGGCUGCAGCAAACGAGUAUCUUGGGAGAUGUCUGUACACUGUUGUCAUUGGGAGCAAUGAUUACAUCAACAACUACUUAAUGCCACAGAUCUAUCCUACGAGCAAAUUAUAUACACCAGCUCAAUACGCAGAAGUCUUGGUUCAACAAUAUUCUCAACAACUAAUGACUUUGUAUAACAAUGGAGCAAGAAAAAUAGCCCUAUUUGGACUGGGUCCAAUUGGUUGUACACCAGCUGAGAUAAGCACAUACCGGACUACUACAUGUGUGGAUUCAGUUAAUGCUGCAGUUCAACUAUUCAAUGAUAAGCUCAAAUUUCUUGUGGAUGACUUCAACAGACAACUCACAGAUGCAAAGUUCAUCUACAUAAAUAUCACUAGCAUUCAAUCGGGAGAUCCUGCAACCAUUGGGUUGCAAAUUCUCAACCAACCAUGCUGCAAAGUUUCAGAAACUGGUCUAUGCAAACCUGGAGUAAGGCCAUGCACCUUUAGAGCCAUAUACCUAUUCUGGGAUAGUUUCCAUCCUACAGAGACUGUCAAUGUGUUAACGGCAACAAGAGCAUAUAAUGCUCUAUUACCUACUGAUGCCUAUCCAAUGGACAUUCGUCACCUUUAUGUUAAUUUGACGAAAUUGAUCCCUAACAAGAGUGCUGAACCUAUGGGUGUUAGUCCAAGAACAAGUUUCAUCAUUUUCAACCCGCAAACAACUUUAGGUGCACAAGAGAUCCCUUGUUUCUUUAGCUUUGGGGACUCAUUAGUUGAUAAUGGCAAUAACAAUAACCUUGAUACAACUUCCAAGGCCAAUUACCGGCCCUACGGAAUUGAUUUUCCUGAUGGGCCAACAGGCAGAUUCACAAAUGGAAGAACAAUCAUCGAUAUUGUUGCUCAGCUCCUUGGAUUCAAUGAUUUCAUUCCACCAUUUGCAACUGCAAGCGGUCAAGAAAUCAUCAAAGGCAUAAAUUAUGGUUCAGGAGGAGCUGGAAUUCGCGAUGAGACUGGUAAACAUCGGGGUGAUAACCUCAGCUUCAACAAGCAAAUGCUUAACCAUCGAACAACAAUUUCACGCAUUGCUUCCUUGAUUGGAAACGAGACCUCAGCAAGAAAGCACCUAAGCAAAUGUCUGUACAGUGUUAUGAUCGGUAGUAAUGAUUACAUCAACAACUAUUAUUUGCCACAAAAUUAUAACUCAAGUAGCAAAUAUACACCGGAUCAAUAUGCUGCAGCCUUGAUUCAACAAUAUUUGGAUCAACUAAUGACUUUGUAUAAUUAUGGAGCAAGAAAAUUGGUCCUAUUUGGAUUGGGUCCUCUUGGUUGCAUCCCAACUGAGAUAAGUAUGUUUCCCACACCAACAUGCGUUGACUCAAUUAAUGACGCAGUUCAACUAUUUAAUGACAGACUUAAGCAACUUGUUGAAGACCUUAAUACGAGGCUCAGCCAGGCAAAGUUAAUUUACAUCAAUGUCUCUAGCAUUCAAUUUGGUGCUCCGGCAAGUAUUGGAUUGCAAAUUUUCAAUCAACCAUGCUGCCAAGUUUCAUCCACCACGGGUUUAUGCAUUCCUGGACAAAAACCAUGCAUUACUAGAGCUCUUAACUUGUUUUGGGAUGAUUUUCAUCCUUGUGAAACUCUGAACCUGUACACUGCAGCAAGAGCAUACAAGAAGUUGCUACCUUGGGAUGCCUAUCCAACGGACAUCAGCCACCUCGUUCUGGAAUCAUGA
Coffea arabica (coffee) is the source of this 2163-nucleotide messenger RNA. Its product is annotated as GDSL esterase/lipase At1g29670-like. Gene Ontology annotation, molecular function: hydrolase activity, acting on ester bonds. Lineage: Eukaryota; Viridiplantae; Streptophyta; Magnoliopsida; Gentianales; Rubiaceae. The record is from RefSeq and is a predicted model, not a curated record.